Molecule: messenger RNA, 637 nt
Organism: Leptomonas pyrrhocoris
Lineage: Eukaryota; Euglenozoa; Kinetoplastea; Trypanosomatida; Trypanosomatidae
Exons: 1
Coding region: 95-637 (180 amino acids)
Cellular component (GO): nucleus; cytoplasm
Molecular function (GO): AMP kinase activity; ATP binding; ATP hydrolysis activity
Source: RefSeq, a predicted model, not a curated record
CAUGUUUGUGCAAUCUAUCGCGUUUUACAGGUCUUCCUCUCGCAAAGCAAUUGAAGAACUCCAUUCUCAACAACGGCAAAAGAAAAAAGUCAGAAUGGAGCAACCGAAGGGCAUCAACAUUCUCAUUACGGGCACUCCCGGCACAGGCAAGACGUCCAUGGGCGAGAUGCUCAUCGCAGAGCUCGAGGGCUUCCAGCACGUCGAAGUCGGCAAGCUGGUGAAGGAGAACCACUUUUACACUAAGUACGAUGAGGAGCUCGACACGCACAUUAUAGAAGAGGAGGACGAGGACCGUCUAUUGGACUUUAUGGAGCCGCUGAUGGUGAAGGGCGGCAAUCACGUCGUUGACUACCAUUCCAGCGAGCUGUUCCCGGAGCGGUGGUUUCACCUGGUCGUGGUGUUGCACGCGUCAACGGAGGUGCUGUUCGAGCGGCUGACAAACCGCAAGUACAGCGAGGCGAAGCGAGGCGAGAACAUGGAGGCGGAGAUUCAGUGCAUCUGCGAGGAGGAGGCCCGUGAGGCGUACAGGCCGGACGUUGUGCUGGUGCGCGAGAACGAUACGUUGGAGCAGAUGGCCGCCACCGUGGACGAGAUUCGCGAUCGGGUGGAGGAGAUGAAGGUGUCACGCGGGCUAUGA